Molecule: messenger RNA, 534 nt
Organism: Macadamia integrifolia
Lineage: Eukaryota; Viridiplantae; Streptophyta; Magnoliopsida; Proteales; Proteaceae
Product: cytochrome P450 CYP82D47-like
Exons: 1
Coding region: 1-534 (177 amino acids)
Biological process (GO): defense response to other organism
Molecular function (GO): iron ion binding; oxidoreductase activity, acting on paired donors, with incorporation or reduction of molecular oxygen; heme binding
Source: RefSeq, a predicted model, not a curated record
AUGGGCUACGUUCCUGCACCCCCAUACAAGAUUAGUGGUGGGUUCUGGGCUUGGGCUUAUCAACCCAACCCCUCUGCUUCAAUCAGAUCUCAAAAAAUUUUCCAUUCGAGUCGCCACCAAAAUUUGUCGGAGUGGGGUCAAGAAUUCGAGACAAAACUUAACAGUAUUAAGGAUCUAUAUCGGAUGAAAAACAAUAGGAAUCAGAUUAAGGUGGAAAUGAAUCAAUUGUUUGGAGAUCUAAGCAUGAAUAUUGUUCUUAAGAUGGUUGUGGGUAAACGAUAUUCCAGUUUUGUCGAUGGUGAGAACAAUGAAGAGGUCCAGAGGAUCCAAAGACUCAUAGUUGAUUUCUUUAAAUAUAUAGGUGUCUCAGUUGCAUCAGAUGUGCUUCCCAGCUCCCUAUCAGGGUUUGAUUGGGAUGGGCAACAAAGGGCAAUGAAGAAAAUUUCUAAAGAGAUGGACGUGCUCGCUGAGAGCUGGCUUCAAGAACAUAGGAAAAAGAGAGUAUCUGAGAAGACUACUGAUGGUGAUCAGUAG